This is a messenger RNA of Carlito syrichta (Philippine tarsier), 1741 nucleotides long. RefSeq names its product casein kinase 1 gamma 1 (gene CSNK1G1). The record is from RefSeq and is a predicted model, not a curated record. Gene Ontology annotation, biological process: signal transduction; peptidyl-serine phosphorylation; endocytosis. The transcript is spliced from 13 exons. Lineage: Eukaryota; Metazoa; Chordata; Mammalia; Primates; Tarsiidae. Gene Ontology annotation, cellular component: nucleus; plasma membrane; cytoplasm. The coding region runs from base 389 to 1741 and encodes 450 amino acids. Gene Ontology annotation, molecular function: protein serine/threonine kinase activity; ATP binding.
GCCGCACUAGUGCUUCCGGGUUGGCCCCUGCCCUCCGCCCCCCCGCCUUCUCCUCCCUCCCGCUCCUGGGAAAGAGAGAAGCUGCCGCUGCGGGUGGGUAGGGAAACACUUGGCGCCUCAGGGAGGGGACCGCGCCUGCCUCAUUUGAGUCCGGAGCGCGCCUGGACCAGGUUGCAAAACGCCCUCUUGUGCUUGAGAUCUACAGACUACAUGCCCUGCCAGAACUAACCAAUGGUUUUUCAUCUCCUGAAGAUUAGAAACACAAAUAUGGUGCCAAAAGAACUCUUCACCUUUCUCUGACUACAGUUUAUUUGGACAUACUUUUGUUUUGGAGAGAAAUUUACACACUGCAGCUACUUGCUGUACAGAGAUUCUGUCGUGUAGGAUCAUGGACCAUCCUAGUAGGGAAAAGGAUGAAAGACAACGGACAACUAAAACCAUGGCACAAAGGAGUACACACUGCUCCCGGCCGUCUGGCUCCUCGACAACCUCUGGGGUUCUUAUGGUGGGACCCAACUUCAGGGUUGGCAAGAAGAUAGGGUGUGGAAACUUUGGAGAGCUCAGAUUAGGUAAAAAUCUCUACACCAAUGAAUAUGUAGCAAUCAAACUGGAACCAAUAAAAUCACGUGCUCCACAGCUUCACUUAGAGUACAGGUUUUAUAAACAGCUUGGCAGUGCAGGUGAAGGUCUCCCACAGGUGUAUUACUUUGGACCUUGUGGGAAAUAUAAUGCCAUGGUGUUGGAGCUCCUUGGCCCUAGCUUGGAGGACUUGUUUGACCUCUGUGACCGAACAUUUACUUUGAAGACGGUGUUAAUGAUAGCCAUUCAGUUGCUUUCUCGAAUGGAGUAUGUGCAUUCAAAGAACCUCAUUUACCGAGAUGUCAAGCCAGAGAACUUCCUGAUUGGCCGACAAGGCAAUAAGAAAGAGCAUGUUAUACACAUUAUAGACUUUGGACUGGCCAAGGAAUACAUUGACCCUGAAACCAAAAAACAUAUACCUUAUAGGGAGCACAAAAGUUUAACUGGAACUGCAAGAUAUAUGUCUAUCAACACGCAUCUUGGCAAAGAGCAAAGCCGGAGAGAUGAUUUGGAAGCCCUAGGCCAUAUGUUCAUGUAUUUCCUUCGAGGCAGUCUACCCUGGCAAGGACUCAAGGCGGAUACAUUAAAAGAGAGGUAUCAAAAAAUUGGUGACACAAAAAGGAAUACUCCCAUUGACGCUCUCUGUGAGAAUUUUCCAGAGGAGAUGGCAACUUACCUUCGCUAUGUCAGGCGAUUAGACUUCUUUGAAAAACCUGACUAUGAGUAUUUACGGACCCUCUUCACAGACCUCUUUGAAAGGAAAGGCUACACCUUUGACUAUGCCUAUGAUUGGGUUGGAAGGCCUAUUCCCACUCCAGUAGGUUCUGUUCAUGUAGAUUCUGGUGCAUCUGCAAUAACUCGAGAAAGCCACACACACAGGGAUCGGCCAUCACAGCAGCCGCCUCUUCGAAAUCAGACUGCCUCUUCAGAGCGCCGAGGAGAGUGGGAAAUUCAGCCCAGCCGGCAGACCAAUACCUCAUACCUGACGUCUCACUUGGCUGCAGACCGCCAUGGGGGAUCAGUGCAGGUGGUUAGCUCAACCAAUGGAGAGCUGAAUGUCGAUGACCCCACAGGAGCCCACUCCAAUGCACCAAUCACAGCUCAUGCCGAGGUGGAGGUAGUGGAGGAAGCUAACUGCCUGAAAAUGCUCAACCUGUGGUGA